AUGCUGGCCAAAUCACUUGCCACGGCUGUGUUGACCCUUGGUCUCUCAGCCCAGGCCACUCAGCUUUUUAGCAACACUGGAACAACCUCAGGCUGGGAUUCCACAAACAAGGAGCAUAAGGGAACUGUGCAACAGGUCACCAACAUUGUCUAUGAAGGGACCACUGCCCUGAAAAUGACCCAGAUCUACGACUCGAGUUACACCGGACGAUACCAUUCCGAGGUCGUCAAGAACAACGUGUACAAGCGCGGAGACACUGGAUUCUACGGAUUUGCCUUCCGUCUACAAGAAGACUGGCAAUUUUCUCCGGCGCAAACUUACAACAUCGCUCAAUUCAUUGCCGAUUUCUCGGACACCGGUUGCGAUGAUUUCAUGCCCUCAAGCAUGGUCUGGUUAGAAGGCAACCAGCUUUACUCCCGUGUCAAACAGGGCACCAUCUGCGCCCAAAAGACACAAACCUUCUCGAACCUUGCUACGGUCACCCCAGGCGCUUGGCAUCGAGUUGAAAUCCAGGCUAAUUGGCAGACCGAUGGCACCGGAUACUACAAGUUGUGGUUUGAUGGUACUAAGGUUUUGGAGGAAUACAAUAUCGACACUACCAUCGAGGAUGAUCGCUAUUUCCAGUUCCGCGUUGGACUCUACGCGAAUGGGUGGCACGACGAUAAGGAGAUGAAGGGAACUCAGGGAACUCGCCAGGUGUGGUAUGAUCAGAUCGCGGCUGGCUCCACCUUUGCCGAUGCCAACCCUUCGGGGUGGUGA
Molecule: messenger RNA, 759 nt
Organism: Penicillium atrosanguineum
Lineage: Eukaryota; Fungi; Ascomycota; Eurotiomycetes; Eurotiales; Aspergillaceae
Product: polysaccharide lyase family 20 protein
Exons: 1
Coding region: 1-759 (252 amino acids)
Source: RefSeq, a predicted model, not a curated record